AUGUACGCUGAACAUAAACAGGAUACUCAGAAAGAGAAGUUAGUCUCAACAAUCAGAAAUCAAUGUUUGAAAAAUGGUUGUGGUGGAAUCAAACAUCUGUCGACUGUUUUUAGGCGGAUGGACGUGGACUAUUCCAAAAAACUGUGUUAUAAGGAACUAGCUAUGGGAGUAAAAUCCUAUGGUAUGUCGAUUAAUGACGAGGAUUUAAAAGUUUUAUUUGACAUUCUGGACCAUGAUAAAUCUGGAUAUAUUGAUUUUACUGAAUUCAUGCAUCAUCUUCGACCUACCAUGAGUGUAUCCAGAAUCCAAGUGAUUAAUGAAGCAUUCAACAAACUAGAUGUUAAUAACGAUGAUGAAUUGAGAGUUGACGAUUUAAAAGGUAGGUUUUAUAAUAUCAAACAUCAUCCAAUCAUCAUUCAUUUUCGUUUCACCCAAUCACCCAAUCAGAUUCAUUUUCGUUUCAAUUGCAUGCUCCACACGUGA
This is a messenger RNA of Lottia gigantea (owl limpet), 483 nucleotides long. RefSeq lists its product as hypothetical. The transcript is spliced from 2 exons. The record is from RefSeq and is a predicted model, not a curated record. NCBI's taxonomy places the organism in Eukaryota, Metazoa, Mollusca, Gastropoda, Lottiidae. Gene Ontology annotation, molecular function: calcium ion binding. The coding region runs from base 1 to 483 and encodes 160 amino acids.